ACUCCUCCUGCAGUCUCCCUCAGUCGCUCUUGUCUCAGUGAAAACCCUCGCUGCUGCAAAAACAAACAGGAGAAAAUGGGAAAAGUGAGCAUCUGGUUGAAACGGAGCUAUGUGGGAUUGACAUGUUUUAUAAUGAUCACCUGUCUCGUCUUGUGUGGAUUCACUCUGUUCAGCCAUGGAGUCAUGUCCAGAGAGGAAGAGAUCGAUAACUCAUCCAGCGCUGCCAUAGCCGUGCACAUGUUCUACAUUUUCUAUGCUGCAAGUUUCCUGUUCAGCAUCUUUGGUUUGUUUGGGAUCUUUAAGAGGAAGACGUGGGCUCUUAUAGUGUUCACAGUUGGAAUCAUCAUUUGCUCCCUAGCUAGUCUACUAGUUGCCACCGUAUUAAUGAUUGGACAAUCAAUGUUUCCUCAUUUCAUUAAGGAGGAAUAUCUAAGCAUGCUGCCGCUGACUAAUGCUACUGAAAGUGCUAGAGAACACCUCGAUCAUUUACAGAGUGAGUAUGAGUGUUGCGGAAUCGAACAGGGCUACAAGGAGUGGAUGGAAGACAUCCCGCGUUCCUGCGUGUGCAUUAAAUACUCUACAUACCCAUGUGUGGCUACUCCUAGAAACAGUACUCUUUAUGAGGACACAGAUCCCCCUGUGAUGAUUUAUGCUCAGCCAUGUCUCCCAAUCUUGCUGGAAAGUGUUGACGAACUUAUAAAAGGAACUAUUGGCCUAAUAGUGGGAAUCACGCUAUUAUGGGGGCUGUCAGUUGUCUUGUGCAUUGUCAUCUUGUGCCGAAUGAACCGGAAAGAGGAAACGCCCAAAGUGGUCUACAGUAAAGAAGCCAAAGCAGGAAACUACAGCUCCCUUACAGAAGCUUGAAGCACACUUGAUGAUGUAGUGUUAAAUGCAAAAAAAAAACAAAAAACAAUCCUGCCUAUUGAGUCUUUGCAAAAUGUUUAAUUUUGUUUAAGUUUACAAAAAAGUGAUUGUAAUCACCAGUCAAUCUCUCAUAUGCAUUUUAAGGAUAUUUUGAAUUGUAAUUUGAAAUUGAACAUUUUUUUUGUUAUAAUUAUUUCCUUUAGUUAUUAAACACAAGAAAAGCGAUAACAUAUGUCAAUUAGUAAAAUGACCAAAUGGUCAAGAGAUGUUUUAGAAAAACAUCCACUUUAACUCAUUUAAAAUAUACAUCAGGUGGGAUGUAUGAAAAUCAAAAGUGUAAUAAUAGGUUUGAUUUUUAUCCUCGGUGCCUUCAUUUCCUGCUUUACAGCUUUCAUUAUAAGGAAUAUAUCACUCCUUUUUUUUACUUUGUACAAUCUGUAGAUAAACACUAAAAAAAUACUUUUUAAAUUGUGUUUUUUUUCAAUUUUUACUUUCCUUUGUGAAAUUCUACUGAGUUGUUAUGUUUGCAUUUUAUUACUACAUUUAAGUCUAUUUUAAAACAGAUUGUGAAACUUUGUUUUUUAUUACUUAUUCACUUAAUUCAUUAAAUACAAACUAAUCAAACAUCCAUUUUAGGAGCUAUUUUGUUUUUUUGAGACCAACUUUAUUAAAAGAAUAUGCAAAAAAACUGCAAA
This is a messenger RNA of Oryzias latipes (Japanese medaka), 1559 nucleotides long. RefSeq names its product tetraspanin-8. Gene Ontology annotation, biological process: regulation of vascular endothelial growth factor signaling pathway. The record is from RefSeq and is a predicted model, not a curated record. NCBI's taxonomy places the organism in Eukaryota, Metazoa, Chordata, Actinopteri, Beloniformes, Adrianichthyidae. Gene Ontology annotation, cellular component: plasma membrane.